Molecule: messenger RNA, 626 nt
Organism: Paramacrobiotus metropolitanus
Lineage: Eukaryota; Metazoa; Tardigrada; Eutardigrada; Parachela; Macrobiotidae
Product: cytochrome b-c1 complex subunit 6, mitochondrial-like
Exons: 4
Coding region: 132-371 (79 amino acids)
Biological process (GO): mitochondrial electron transport, ubiquinol to cytochrome c
Source: RefSeq, a predicted model, not a curated record
AUAACCCGAUUUGAAAUUUGCAAAUAUUUUUGACUUUUCAGUUUUCGUAAAGUAGCGUAUUUUGUUCCUUCUUGAUUCACAUUUUGUUUAUCAUAUAAUAGUGCGAUUUUCCGGAACGGGAAUUCUGCGCCAUGGCUAAACAUGAGGAUGAGCCACAAGAAGAGGAGGGAUUUGUGGAUCCGCAAGCUAAGCUGAGGGAAAAAUGCUCGGCCAAGCCCGACUGCGCUAAACUGUCUCAAAGGCUGGAAGAAUGCAACGAAAGGGUGCGAGGGCGCAUAAAAACCAGUGAAACCUGCCAUGAAGAAGUCGUUGACUUGUUUCAUUGUGUGGAUCAUUGCGUUGCCAAAGAUUUGUUCCACCAUUUGAAAUAAUCGCAUUUCGGAUUGGAUGGAGUCGUACCAGUGGUACCACUAACUGACUAACAUUACUAUUAUCAUUUGGAUUUUUGCGUAUAUUUUGCUGUUGUGUGUUCUGCGGAUAAUAAUGCUGGAUUUGUCAGUUGUUUGAAUAUGACGCGUGUACUUGUACAACGGCGCGAAACAUCUUGUUUAAAACUUUAUGGUUAGUGUUGAUAAAAUCCAGAAAUCUUUACUGUACAGUACCAUAAUAUUGCGCAACUCUGUACA